Molecule: messenger RNA, 5237 nt
Organism: Pangasianodon hypophthalmus (striped catfish)
Lineage: Eukaryota; Metazoa; Chordata; Actinopteri; Siluriformes; Pangasiidae
Gene: mov10b.2
Product: Moloney leukemia virus 10b, tandem duplicate 2
Exons: 22
Coding region: 226-3249 (1007 amino acids)
Molecular function (GO): 5'-3' RNA helicase activity; RNA binding
Source: RefSeq, a predicted model, not a curated record
AUGCACCUAUAAACGCAUUAGGAUGCAGGAAUAGGUUCGUACAUGUGCUGAUGUAGACAUGAGGAGGCGUUAGUCAGAGCUGGGUUAAGUUUCGUUUCUCUGUUAUGGACGGGGCUUGUGGGGAAUAAAGCGGUUUGAUGCCCAGCCCUGUCACUGAACUGCGCUGUGAGCCUGAGACAGACUACAUCCGCGUUACACCCUCACUGCAUUCACCUGCUGUUCACCAUGCGACCUUCUCGCUCUGAGGUCCGGGCUGUCGGGCUGGACUUUAUCGAGUUUUUACACGAGACGCAGAGAUUCAGUGUCACUCAGAGAGAUGAGCUUCAGCACAUCUACAACACCGACUUCAGGAACAGAGAAGGUGCCAGAGAUCCCAACUUCUCUUCAGUGCUUUUUGUCCUCAGGACGAGCAACAGAGCGCGGGUCACCCGCGACCGACACGUUUACUUUAACGCUAAGAUACGAGUGUUAAAAGAUCAGUGGUGGAAACCUAGAGACACGCAGCCAAGUGGCAGUGCUGCUAUUCUGAGCGUCUCAAGAUCUGCACCUCAUGAUGCUCUGGAAGCAUUCUCUCCACCUCCUGGACCUGAGGGUGGUGUUAGAGCCAGAAGGAAACUGGCUAAGGAGAUCCUCAAGAAGCUCACUAAUGAGAGAGCAGAGUUUGUGGCUGAUAAAAAUGGAGUUCGGGUCAGCUCUGAGAUGGAGAUCGUGGAUGGGAGAUUGCGCUUGUGUGUGGAGAGUGCAGAAGUUUAUGAGUGGAAGCUGUUUGUUGAAAACACAGGGCAGUAUGCUGUGAAUUUCACCUACUACUCACCACUGCACUGGAUCCACUGCUUCAUGUUUGAGGACUCCAAGAAAGUCACACGCAACAAUCCCCUGAGCCUACGUCCUGGUGAAAAGUAUGAGGUCACUGUGAAGUUUCGUUCAAAAUAUGUGGGUAUAUACCAGGCUACGGUGGCCUUUGAGUUCACGCUGAGCAAGGAAACAAGUCCCAGGUCAUUCCACAUCGUGCGCUAUAUUGAAGCUGAGUUCAGCACACAGCUAGCUAGAGAGCUGGCACCCAUCGAGCCCUACACACCCUUCAGACUAAGCAGAGACCAAACUGAUGAUUUUACUGUGGAUGAGGGAGAGCGACCUGACAACCUGGCCAUACAGCGUCUUCAAAAUGAGGUCCCAUUGCUGCUGUAUAAAUGCCCAGACUAUAUCAACGACCUGAUCGACUUUCUGAAAGCCCCACGUUUUCCCGAGGCCUAUCUGUUGCAAAAGAAGUCUCUACUGGAGUCUCCUCUGGAUUUUUAUAACUACACAGAGCGCUUCCAGGUUCUACUGUACCUGGAGGAACGUCAAAUGGAAGUGGACAUCAAGAGAUAUGAUAAGCAUGAUGUCACCAUGAAGAAGGACAGCCACAGCAAGAAACUGUUGGUGCUUGAGGUUCCAGGUGUUUCUGAAAAUCGUCCAUCGGUGUUAAGAGGAGAUCAUUUGCUGCUGACUAAGUCUGAUGACCUGAAUUCACAGCAUAAAACCAAAUACAAAGGCUAUGUGCAUCGUGUGGAGCUCGACCGACUCAGACUGGGUUUCUCACAGAGUUUCUUGGCCCGUUUCAUAGACAACAUGAAGUUUCACGUGGAGUUCACCGUUAACCGGCUACCGCUGAGACUCCAGCAUCGUGCCGUGCAGCUGGCUGUCCAACACAAGCUUAAAGAGGUGCUGUUUCCUACAGAAUCAAAUGUCCCAAUCUCAAAGCCACAGCUUUCACUGAGUUUGUUUGACAGAAAGUUGGAGCAGAACCUUGAGCAAUACACUGCAGUGUGCAACAUUGUAGCUGGCGUGUCUAAGCCAGCACCGUACCUGGUGUUUGGACCUCCUGGCACAGGAAAAACAGUUACUAUGGUAGAAGCCAUUAAACAGGUGGAGAAGUGUUUGCCAAAUGUGCAUAUCCUGGCUUGUGCUCCUUCUAAUAGCGCUGCAGAUCAGCUGUGCGAGAAAUUGCUGCUACAUGUUGACACUCACAAAGUGUACCGAAUGUACGCCAGCAGCCGCAGCCCCGACCAAGUGCCCCUCAGUCUGCUGGAGGCUAGUAAUCUUAAAGGUGAUAUGUUUGAGUUUCCAUGUAAAGAAGAGUUGAUGACAUAUAAGAUUGUGGUCACCACUGUGGUUACAGCUGGCAGGCUGGUCACUGGUGGGUUGCCUGCUGGUCAUUUCACUCAUAUCUUUGUGGAUGAAGCUGGCCAUGCAGUGGAGUGUGAGACCAUCAUUGCCAUAGCUGGUCUGCUGCGUGCAGAGACAGGGCAGCUGGUGCUGGCUGGAGAUCCGAAGCAGCUUGGACCGAUUCUAAGGUCUCCAUAUGCUAUCAAAUAUGGCCUGGGUCUGUCACUUCUGGAGAGGCUGAUGACUAAAAAUCCACUCUAUAAGAAAACAGAUACUGGAUUCAACAAUAACUAUGUCACCAAGCUACUGCGCAACUAUAGGUCUCACAGGGCAAUCCUGAAAACUCCUAAUGAGAUGUUUUAUGAUGGAGAGCUGCAGCCAUGUGCAGAUGAAUUCAGUACCAACUUCUACUGCAACUGGGAACACCUUCCCAAAACGGGUUUCCCUCUGAUUUUUCACGGUGUGCCAGGGAAGGAUGAGCGUGAAUCAAACAGUCCAUCUUUCUUCAACACCAGUGAGAUCACCGUUGUCGUUGACUACCUGAAAAAACUGCUGCUGUCACAGGGCAAGAAAGGCAUUGCCAGGAUCUCACCCAAAGACAUUGGCAUCAUCACCCCCUACAGGAAACAGGUGGAGAAACUGCGGAAGGCCAUCACAAAAUGUGAUAAAGAGCUGAAAGACUUCAUGGGCAUUGAAGACCUGAAGGUGGGCUCAGUGGAGGAGUUUCAAGGUCAAGAGAGGAGGGUGAUCAUCGUGUCGACUGUCCGCAGCAGCGGUGAAUACCUCGAAUUAGACUCCUUUUUCAACAUUGGUUUCCUUAAAAAUGAAAAGAGGUUCAAUGUUGCUGUGACACGAGCCAGGUCUCUGCUCAUCGUUGUGGGAAACCCUGUCAUUCUCAGUACUGAUACAACCUGGUGCAAGUUUAUUGAUUACUGCACUGAAGAGGGAGGCUGUACUGGUUUCAAGCGCACCUCUGUAGAGGGCACAGAGGAGGUGGUGGCUCGGAUCAUGGCCCUCAGCAUCCAUACAGUGGCUGAAGUGGAAACUGAGGAGAGUGCCGUCCAGCAGUAUGUAAACCCCGAGUGGAGGAAUGAACAGUAACCCUGAGAAACACACUCUCUCUCUCUCUCUCUCUCUCUCUCUCUCUCUCUCUCUUGCCAGUUUAUAAUUUUGUAGGGUGUUGUACCUCCUUUUGCCUUCAGAACAGCACAAAUUCCAAAUAUUGAAAUCCCACUCUAAACAGAGCUCAGCAAUUCUUUCCAAUUUUUCUUUCCAAUCCUCAGCAAUUCUUUAUGUGAGAUUUGCAGACUGUGCUGGCCACUAUUCAGUUUAAUUCAGUUUUAUUUCUAUAGCACUUUUAACCAUGGACAUUGUCCCAAAGCAGCUUUCCAGAAAAGCUAAAGCAUUAAAGCAAUAAAAAAGUCCCUGGCAUGUUCCUGAAAGCAUUCAGCAUCGAUACAUACCUUGUGACAUGGCGCUUUGCUAUGCUGAAUGUGUCUCUGAGUGUGUUGAUAAGCAGUAGCCAUAAAGGAAUAAAGUUGGGCAGCAGUGAUGAGCAGGUAACCGUGUGCACUUCCUUAUCAAGGACUCGGGGACGAUAGGAACGAGCAUGCCCUGUGCUUACUAUCAUACCGCAUUUAUAUUAAUUAAGAUCACCUGUUUUACCCAUUCCAACCCCCAACUAAUCACUAGCUGAUGCUAGAAUUGCUAGUUUACGCAUAUGACUUGCAGUUUGUGUGAAGGUGAACUUUAUAAUAAUCUGCCAACUCGGUGUAAAGAAACAAAGCACAUUUGGCCCUUUUUUUUUACUGAUGUCCCAAAUAGAGUGUGUGUAAUUUGCAUCUGCAAUCUGAUAAACUGUGUGUGUGAUUUGGGGGCAUGCUGCAGGUGAUUUACUAAGAAGAAUUGAUGAUGUCACAUGCAAAGCAGUAGAAGAAAACAAUAUUAAAUACAAUAUAAAAAUUACACUGUAACACAGAUAUGUGUAUAAAGACACUGAUAUGUGUGAAUGAGGCAAAAUACAACACAAAUGCAAACUAAGAGUACACAUGAAUGUCUAAUAUGUUCAUAUGUUAAAGAAAAAUCUUUACAGGGUGCGAUCGUGUCGCAAAUAUUUAGUAUGAUACCAACUUUACCGUAGUCCUAUUUACAAGAAACUUUCUCAAUAUUUUGAUACUGGGACAUAAUAUUUGAGAAACUUUAUAAAACCAUAUAAUAAUAGUUUCGUUUCAGAAAUUGAUUUCCACAAAUUUAAUACCUGCCCUUUGUAUGUAUCAAUUUGCAUCAUGUAUGAAAUGACUUACAUUUAUGAAAUGACUGAAUAAUUGACACUAAAUUAACAUAUUUUAUAUAUGUUAUAUAAAGGAUUAACAUCCUUUAAAUUGUUUAUUUAUUAAGACAAACCUGAAAAAUGGAUGCUUUAUUUUGCUCAUUUGAAAGACAUGAUCACCUGCAGAAUGUGAGUAAAUAAGUUUGCACAUUUUUUUCAGGUUUUAUCAAAUGUUCAUGUGCUGUUACACAUACAGACCUUUAAUAAAUCAGGGCCUUAUUUUUUUUCUUCUUUUUCUCACCCUCUGUUGCCACCUUCUGGGUAUUUAUCAUAAACAAUUACAUUUAACCUACAUGUUCUGCCUCUCCAUUUUUAGUUUAAGUCCACAGAAGUUGCACAGAAAGAAUUUAUUAUGAAUUAUGAAAACUUUUACAUCAUAAAUGAUUCAGAAUUAUACUCUAAUGUUGAUAUAAUUGAAAUAUGUUGAAAUAUUGAAUAUAAAUACAGAUCAUUGAAAUUUGUUGAGAUGACAUUAAGAGCAGGGACCAUUUGCCAUCAGUGCCAUCAGAAUGAAAUUUUCUCACAAAGUUAGUACAGAAAUGACAGCUGAAUGUCUUAAUGAAGUAUAAAUUAUUUCUGCAGAGAUUUUAUUAAUCAGGAUUUUUUUUUUGUAUCACAGCUUUUAUUAAGAGUAUAUAUUUUUUUAAAUGUGUCUGAAAUGUUUGAGGAGAAUUUUGAAUUUAUCUGGAUAUUGUGUCCAAAAAAUAAGAGUUGGAAUCUUAUUAAUAAAGUAUAAUAAAAUGUUUAUCAGUUGUUCGAA